CAGGAAGGCACUGUCGUGGCGCCGACUCUCGACGUUUCGGCUGGUGCUGUUGGUCGCCGCGCUGGUGCGUAAAUUAUCGAUCAUUUAUAGUCAGCCAUUGCCCAAGCCCUUUUGGAUGCAGGCAGCGAUUGUCGCGUUGGCGGCGCUGAGGCGGUCGCCCCGGCCAUGGGCGGCGCAGGGAGCGGCGGCGGCAGCGGCUGGAGAGCAGCAGCUGCCGCCGCUGCCGUCUGGCUCCAACGCCACCAUCUUCGUGUCCAUUGGCGCCUACCGCGACAGCCAGUGUGGCGACACGCUGGAGAGUCUGUUUACGGCCGCCGCCCACCCGCACCGCGUGUUCGUGGGCGCAGUGGCCUACGUGAUGGCCGGCAACAUCAGCGGCGCGGGCGAGCGCUGUGAGGCGCCCGGGCCGCUGCUGGAGCCGCACCAGCGCAACAUCCGGCGGCUGGUGCUGGCCGCCCGCGAGGCGCGAGGCCCCACCCUGGCGCGGCACCAGGCCGCCUCCCUGUACGGCGGCCAGGACUACCUGCUGCAGAUUGACUCCCACAUGAACUUCACACGCGGCUGGGACGACGAGCUGCUGCGCAUGGCCGCGGCCGCGCCCACUCGCCGGCCCGUGUUCACGCACUACCCUGCCAGUGUGGAGGACACGGCUGAGCGGCGUGUGCCGGUCAUGUGCGGCGCCGCCUGGCUGCCGCACGAGGGCGUGGUGGGCUUCACGGCGGCGCUGGGGGAGGUGCCGGCACGCGGCGCGUUCAGGCCUGUGCCGUUCGCGGCUGGGGGCUUCAUGUUCGCGCCGGCAGCGGUCAUGAAGGAGGUGCCAUACGACCCCACACUGGACUUCCUAUUCCACGGAGAGGAGUACCUGUACAGCGCCCGGCUGUGGACCAGCGGCUGGCAGCUCCUGACGCCCGACGCCAACGUGGCCUUCCACCACUACGGCCGACUGGCGGCGCCCAAGUACUGGCAGGACUUUGAGCACGACCAGAGCUACCACCGGAAGCAGCGCGAGGUGCUGCAGCGGGUCAAGGCCAUAAUGGGCGGCGGCGGCCCCCGCGGCUACCGUUAUGGCAUGGGCAGCGCGCGGCCGCUGGCGGACUGGUGGGCGUACGCGGGGCUGGACCCGCACAACAAGUCCCGCCUGCCCCCGCACAGCAGGUUCUGUGGCGGCAGGGUGUUCCACUACGGGCCCGAGCCGUGGGGGCAGCAGGGGCAGGGGCAGCAGGGGCAGGGGCAGCAGGGGCAGGGGCAGCAAGGGCAGGAGCAGGGGCAGCCGGGGCAGGACCGUGUGUCCACAGGUGCACUUGAGGCAGAUGGCGCUGCUGGUGGGAAGGCGGCGACGGGGGAUUCCAAACCGGUGGGCGCAAGCGCUGUGAGGCUGCGAGGAGGCGGGGGCGGUGGGGCGGCCGCUGGGUCAUGGAGGCCACACUGGCUGCCGAAGGUGCAAGGCGGGCACUAGGUGCAAUGAGGCAGGGUUGCCGUAAUAUCAUAG
Chlamydomonas reinhardtii is the source of this 1489-nucleotide messenger RNA. RefSeq lists its product as uncharacterized. The record is from RefSeq and is a predicted model, not a curated record. NCBI's taxonomy places the organism in Eukaryota, Viridiplantae, Chlorophyta, Chlorophyceae, Chlamydomonadales, Chlamydomonadaceae. The coding region runs from base 116 to 1456 and encodes 446 amino acids. The transcript has 10 exons.